Salvelinus namaycush (lake trout) is the source of this 1954-nucleotide messenger RNA. RefSeq names its product sphingomyelin phosphodiesterase acid like 3B (gene smpdl3b). The transcript is spliced from 7 exons. Lineage: Eukaryota; Metazoa; Chordata; Actinopteri; Salmoniformes; Salmonidae. The record is from RefSeq and is a predicted model, not a curated record. The coding region runs from base 134 to 1267 and encodes 377 amino acids. Gene Ontology annotation, molecular function: hydrolase activity.
AUCCUAUAAACACACCGAAAAUCCCGAGCUUGUGUGUGCAUCCAGUGGAAAACGUCCUGCGCCCAGUGCGGGAAAAUUUGGACACUACCUCUGCGAUGCGCCAUGGGACCUUAUUAACUCCACAGUGUAUGCAAUGAAACACAUUCUGCCAGAUCCGGAUUUCAUCGUCUGGACAGGAGACAGCACGCCACAUGUCCCGAACGAGGAUCUGGGAGAAGAGAAAGUUCUCUCCAUUAUCAGCAACCUCACCCACAUCCUAAAGCUUGUUUUUCCAAGUACUAAAGUGUACUCAGUGCUGGGGAAUCAUGACUACCAUCCGAAGAGCCAGCUACCCCCAGCCCAGAACAACAUCUAUGAACAGACAGCACAGCUGUGGCAGGGCUGGUUGGAACCAGAGUCUCAAACAACCUUCCGCACAGGUGGAUACUAUACAGAGAACCUGCUGAACCGACCAGGUUACAGGGUUGUAGUCCUCAACACUAACCUAUACCACGACCAGAACAAUGCCACAGAAAAAAUUGACGAUCCAGCCGGCCAGUUCAACUGGGCAGACCAAGUUCUUACAGAAGCUGCCAACAACAAAGAAAAGGUUUACAUCAUUGGCCACGUUCCACCAGGGUUCUUUGAGAAGAAGCGGAAGAAGCCUUGGUUUCGAGCCAACUUCAACAAACGUUACCUAGAGCUGAUCCAGAAGCAUCACUCUCUAAUUAUCGGACAGUUCUUCGGCCAUCAUCACACUGACAGCUUCCGCAUGUUCUACAGCUCGGAAGGUUCCCCCAUCAGUACCAUGUUCCUUACCCCUGGUGUCACUCCCUGGAAGACCACCUUACCUGGGGUUAUAGACGGAGCCAACAACCCUGGGGUCCGCGUCUUUGAAUAUGACACCCAAACUCUUCUAGUCAAAGACAUGGUGACCUACUACCUGAACCUGACCCAUGCCAACGUGGCCCAGGCACGCUGGGAGAAAGAGUACCGCUUCACUGAGAGCUUUCGUGUGCCUGACGCCUCCCCGGCCUCCAUGCACCAGGCCGUAGAGCGCAUGGCCAGCGACCGCUGCUACCUGCAGAAGUACUACGAGUUCAACUCAGUCAACUACGACCUGACAGAAUGCAACAGUGACUGCCGAGUCGACCACGUGUGUGCUGCUAGAGAGGUAGACUUUGAGAGGUACGAGCAUUGUCUGGAGAAAGAGAGGGCAUCAUCGACUGGUGUUGCCAUGUUGCCAGUUCUAUCUGUGGUGAUCAGUAUUGUCUGGGCAAGCUGUUAAUGAUCUCAAUGUGCACCAAAGACAUGGACCCAUUACUACUGGCUGCCGACAAUGAAAGGACUGAACGGCUGCUCCAAUCUAUGGAGUCCUUCUCCCAAAUGUUGCGAUUAAGGACAUUUACCUUGAAUGAUUUAAUCAGAUAGAUGAAUGUAUCCUUUUCUAACAUAAGAUCUUUCAAGAAUGCCUCUUUUUGAAUAUAGCAAUCAGAAUUCACAGAUUGACUGUAUGCGGCAUUUUCCAGUCUGUGCAUCUCAAUUUCAAUCAUGUACCACGCUUGUUAAAGUACGUUAUGCUAUGAAAAUUUUAAAGAAAAUAGUUUAAUAGGAAGAUCCACGACCUUUGAUUUCAAAACUCUUUUUGUGACUUAUUUUAACUCGUGUUAAUUGGUGUAAACUAAAAUUUAUACCACCUGAAAAUCUUUUUGAUACUCUAGAGAGGCCCAUCCUUUGUGGUAGACUGUAGCAAGAAUGAUCAAUGGUUUAAUUUGAAUUUCUUUCUAUAUAGUCCCUAUUUUAAUAAAUCACUUAAUAAUCUUUUGAAGAUCAAGUUGGAUCAUGAAAUUGUCAGCCGGUGAUAGUCAAGCAAAUAACUGUUGUCUCACGGUAACUGACCGUUAAUUAACAUAAAUGGGUUUAUGUCCUGGCUUGCACGCAUAGCCUACAAGCCACUGAUGCAGACCUUUGGAAC